Clarias gariepinus (North African catfish) is the source of this 1217-nucleotide messenger RNA. RefSeq names its product sulfotransferase 6B1-like. The coding region runs from base 1 to 939 and encodes 312 amino acids. Gene Ontology annotation, cellular component: cytoplasm. Gene Ontology annotation, molecular function: sulfotransferase activity. Gene Ontology annotation, biological process: sulfation. Lineage: Eukaryota; Metazoa; Chordata; Actinopteri; Siluriformes; Clariidae. The transcript has 7 exons. The record is from RefSeq and is a predicted model, not a curated record.
AUGCAAAGAGUGGAGACAGUGGAAGAACACAACACAAACAUGAGCUCUUUACCGAGCAAGUUCCAGUCUAAAUUAGAGAUGGCCAUGAGCAUGAGGGAGGAGGAGAAGCUUUACAGGUAUAAUGGUAUACUCUAUCCUGUGAUCAUAAGCCCAAAGGAGAACCUCAGAGCUUUGGAGACCGUAGAGGCCCGCAGUGAUGAUAUAAUGCUGGUGGCUUAUCCAAAAUGUGGGUUUAACUGGAUGCUUGCAAUUCUGCGCAAAAUCAUAACAGCCGGCACAGGAGAGAAAGUAGAAUCCAGGACACCACCUCUCCUGGAGUUCUUUGGACCAGAAAUGCUGCAGUUACUUAACCAGGCCUCAUCACCAAGAUUACUGGGGACUCAUAUGCAUCCUGAUAACAUUCCAUCUUCUUUCUUUCAAAACAAAACAAAGAUGCUGGUCAUUUUUCGCAACCCAAAGGACACAGUGGUCUCAUUUUAUCAUUUUUCAAAUAAGAGUCCAGUUUUGCCAAGUGCUGAGUCCUGGGAUCGGUUCUUUAUGGAUUUUAUAAGUGGCGAAGUUCCUUGGGGCUCUUACUUUGACCAUGCUCUUGCCUGGGAAAAACUCAUGAAUGACCCACACAUCAUGAUCAUCACAUUUGAAGAACUCAAGCAAGACCUCUGUGGAAGUGUUGAGAAGGUGGCAGAGUUUUAUGGCUUUAAAUUAACUUGUGCUCAGAUUCAAACCAUUGCAGAGGAAAGUACCUUUGAUGUAAUGAAACACCGCUCUAAAGAUUCCCAUGGCCAGUUGGGGAAUGUCUUUUUCAGGAAAGGUGAAGUUGGAGACUGGAGAAACCACUUUAGUCAAGCGCAGAGUGAACAAAUGGAUGCUGCAUUUGAAAAGCAUCUUGGAGGGACAAAACUUGGAGCCAGACUAAAUUAUGAUGUGUACUGCAAGUGAAUAGAGAAACCAGGCAUUGUAGUGCAACAGGGAAUGAUACCUCAGGGAACAGGCGGUACUUGAUCUACUCCUAUUGUUUUCUUUCAAAGAUUAAGUACAUUGAAAAGACUGAAACCAAGAUAAGACUGGUUGAUAAUACAUGACAACCACCAAUCAUCUAUUAUUUAAAGAUUCAUCCCUCGUUAACCUUUCUUGAGGUGUAUACUGUGAACAAUGUGAGUUUCUAGUAUUUCAUUUUUGUCCUCAAAGAGUUUUCAAUUCAAUUCACAACAGUCUAU